CUCUCUUCAAUGACGUAUAUAUUACAUAGAGCGCGUAACUGUUGGCUAUUUGAGAAGUUGCUCUUUGGUUCCAUAGUGUUGGGCUUGUAUUAGUUUACUACCGUUUCUGUUAAUUAAAUAUGUUUGCAUCUCCUCGGACUCCCACAGGUUCUUCUCGUAGACCCCUUGGUACCCCUGGUUCGCGUAUUUCUACAGCUGGUAGGAAAAGCGUGGUAUCUUCUAGUACACCUGGGAGCACUUUCUUUUCGCCUGUUCGGAGAUCGUCUUUACCGGCACGAGGUACGCCUUCAAGAUCAGGGCAACAUUCUACUGUGGGUGAGGCACUAAAUUAUGAUGUGCAGACCUUUGGAGUUUCUCUUCCUGUGAAAGUUAUGGAGGCAUUAACUGUUGCUGAAGAUGAUGAUCAGCUGAGUGCCAAAUUAGAUCAGACUGGAUGGUGCUGGAUGGUCUGUCUGGAGAGGCUGCUUGUUUGGAAGACGAGGCAGUCACAAGUUACAAAGCUGUCUGUCUGUAAAGAACUUCAGUUGCCACCUAGUGACUUCCGUUAUUUUGCUGAUUUGGUGGCUGUGAACUCAUCAGGGGAAACCACCACUGCACAGUCCAUGACCCUACUAGCUGCCACCUCAGAGGGAACAGUCCGAUACUGGCCAAGUCUUGCACAGGAAGCAUCCUACACUGAGCUGUCAAUUGACUUUGGAGGGAGUUUGUGUAAUUUUGUUACUGCUAUAAAGGGGGGUGGAUUUGUGUUGUCCUCAACCAAAAAUCAGUUGGUGCGCUUGAUUCCAGAUAGCUCUGGUAGGAUAUACCACAGAGUACUCCAACAGGGACAUGGUGUUUUAUCUGGCCUUGGGCGCAGAGUUUCUUCACUUUUUGGGAUUCUGUCACCUGCUCUGGAUGUUACUCUGCAGUGUGUCCUUUGGGAUGGAGAGAGUGGAUGUUUAUACACACUCACAAGUUCCAGCGUGAAUAAAUGGGAGGUAGAUGAGACUUCUGAAAGGCAGAUUUUCAGCUGGGAGAGUAGCAGAAUUUUGAAGGAACAUAUUACAGAUGCUAUAUGGGGUUCAGAACGUGACUAUGAUGUAAUUAAACAACGGAUCAGCAUACGUUUCUUGGACCUGCAGUUGAUAAAGAAAGGACUUGUCAUUCUUGCAGCAGCCUGGCACCUUGAAGAUAGUCCAUGUCUGACUUAUUAUUGUUUGAUCACAGUACAAGAUGAAGGUUAUAAUAUGUCUGAUGAUUUGACCAUAGAAGUUAUCAGACACAGUCCAUCAUUCCAGUCUGAAGAUGAAGUAGAAUGUCGAUUUCUGUGUCCAGAGAGUUCUAGUCAAGCUGCGUUCCUGUAUGGUGAAGAUUUUGUGUUUGCUUGUUCGACUGGAACAGGAAGAGGCUCUCUGCCUCAGGAAGCAAUUGCUUUUAGUAGCCCAGGAGAUGGUAUCUUGGGUGCAGGAUGUUGCAUGCAGCUGCCAGUGUUUUUCUCAAGAAACAGUGGCUUAGUGGCUAUUACUGCAAAAGAAAAUGCCUCCAUUCUGCCUGAAGAUGUUGAAGAAUCCAUACUUUCCUCAGUAGCUGAAGGUGGACCUCAGGGUUCUGUAUGGGAACCAUCUGUGAAGAUGGAGAUGGUAUCCUGGGAGGAUAAAGCCAGACUGCUGAAAAAUGCUUUUUUACAGUUCAGUAGGAAAGACAGUUUGACUGCACAGCAAAUAGUUGAAGAACUUUUUCCAUCUGCUAUGGAUUUGCAGGCAGAUGUGGAGCUUGACAGAGCUGUGUCCCGAAUUGGUCUAGAUUUAAUCGAUGACUACCCUGCAUCUGACCCCCGCUGGGCAGAAUCUGUUCCUGAUGAAGCAGCUGGAUUUAGCCAUACUUCCCUUAUUUUGUUGCAUCAGUUAGAAGAUAAAAUGAAAGCACAUUCCUUCUAUAUGGACUUUCUCAAUCAGACUGGAUUGUUAACACAACUUGGCACUUCAACUGUAAGAGACAUGCCAAUGGCAACUCGAUUUCUUUUAUGCGAGCAUGCAGAGAAGCUGUCUGCUGCAAUAGUUCUGAAAAACUAUCACUCCAAACUUCCAGAACUCUUAAACGAUGUUAUUUUAAAAGCACUGAAGAAGAUCAAUGCCAAUAUUCCUGACAAUCUGACUGCUGCAGAUGUCUUCUUCAGACAGGCUUCCCAGAUUGAUUUAGUCUUUGAAUGUUUGCUGGAAAAAGAAGAGAAGGUUUUGAAGGAGAAAAUGGUUGAAUCUGUCGAGUGGGGUCAGAUUGUUGUGGAUGUCAACAAUAUCUUAAAGGACAUGCUUCAAGCAGCUGUACAGCACAGGCAGAGUAUACUGUCUUUAUAUGGGAUAGGAGAGCAUAGUGAAAAGGAUCCAGAGUAUAUUCCUUGGACUGCUUCGUGUGGCCCUGGAGGAGUCCGUCCUGUCAUUAUGCAGCAGCAUGAAAUUGUCCUCAAAAGGGUUUAUCCUCAGGCAGACAGUGCAUUGCGCAAUAUCCUCUUAGAACAGCUGGUGGCUUUGUUGGACUGCUUCCUAGAUGGCUAUGUAUCUCAACUGAAAUCUUUGGAUCGUCAGAAUGCGCAAGAGAGAUAUGAUGAACUGGAAAUGGAGUACACUCAGAAGCGCUCAGAACUUCUCUCCCCACUGUUAACCUUAGGACAGUACCAGUGGGCUGCCUCCUUAGCAGAGAAGUAUUGUGAUUUUGAUAUUCUUGUGCAGCUGUGCGACCAGACUGACAACCAGAGCAGAUUACAACGCUAUAUGACAAAGUUUGCAGACCAGAAUUUUUCAGAUUUCCUGUUCCGUUGGUACAUAGAAAAAGGAAAACGAGGAAAACUCUUGUCUCAGCCAGUUGCACAGCACAGCCAGUUGGCCGGCUUCCUACAAUCACAUGAGCAUCUCAGCUGGUUACAUGAGGUCAACAUUCAAGAUUAUGAAAAGGCUCAUCUUACAUUGCAGGCCCUUGCUAGUUUGGAGUCAAGAUACUUUGCUAAAAAGAAGACCCUUCUUGGGCUGUGUAAACUAGCAGCCCUAGCAUCAGACAUGCAUGAUAAUGCAUUGCAGGAGGCAGUGGAUGGCAUUUCAGAACAAGAGCAAUUCCUUCUUUAUCAAGAAACCUUGCCCAAGCACUUGUUGGAGAAAAAAGGCUUUGCACGUGAAAUGAUGCCUGUGCUGUCCGCAUCUCACCUUAUAGAACUUUACGUAUGUGAAGAAAAUGAGCGUGCUAAUGAAUACGAUUUCAAGAAAGCACUUGAUCUACUGGAUUAUAUUCAUGAGGUAGGUUUUAGUAUACUUUUCUUAUUUUUAUGUAAAAAAAUGUAG
This is a messenger RNA of Protopterus annectens (West African lungfish), 3308 nucleotides long. It is a transcript of the gene NUP133, whose product is annotated as nucleoporin 133. The transcript has 23 exons. NCBI's taxonomy places the organism in Eukaryota, Metazoa, Chordata, Ceratodontiformes, Protopteridae. The coding region runs from base 120 to 3308 and encodes 1062 amino acids. Gene Ontology annotation, molecular function: structural constituent of nuclear pore; protein binding. The record is from RefSeq and is a predicted model, not a curated record. Gene Ontology annotation, cellular component: nuclear pore outer ring. Gene Ontology annotation, biological process: poly(A)+ mRNA export from nucleus; protein import into nucleus; transcription-dependent tethering of RNA polymerase II gene DNA at nuclear periphery.